AUGGAACAGAAAAGAAUGGACCAUGAAGAUGAGAAAGGACAAAGAAAGAUAGAGCAAAAACAAGAACUUCAAAAGGAGUUACAAAGGGAAAAAGAUGUAGAGAAACUGAAGGAAAUUCAGAAAAGCUUGAAAGAACAAAGCGAGUCUGAGGUGGAGAAGCAAAGAGAGAGAGAAAGACUUUUGGAGGACCAACAAAAGGAGAAACUGAAGGAAACUGAGAAAAGUGUGAAAGAACAAAGUGAGUCUGAGCUUAAAGUACAGAAUGAGAGAGAACAAAGAGAUUCAGAAAGACUACUAGAGAUCCAGAGGAGCGAAAUUGAAAAUAGGCAAGCAGAGAUGGACAACAGAAAAUUGGAAAUGAAAAGGGAAGAAGUGGACGCUGGACAAAUGGAAGCAGAGAGGGAGAUUAAAAGUGAGCGUAUGAGAAAGGCAGAAGAGAGACAAAGAAAGAGAGAGGAGCAACAAAAGCAGGAUGAGGAAGCAAGAUACUGGUAUGAACACCCAGAGGAAUGGCGUAAGCACCAAGAAAAACUGGCCAUCCAGAAAGAAGAGGCAUGGCAACAAGAGCUGGAGAAAAAGUGGGAAAAGGAGGCAAAGAGACUUGAAGAAAUCAACAAAGACGAAAAGGCACAUGAGGAAAAAAUGAAAGCCCAGACAGAGGGAACUCUGUUGGAGACAGAGGUUGAGGUGUGGCUGGGCAGCGCUGGAGGAGAGAGUGGUCAACAGCGGAGCAGAGGGGAUGAGGAGAGCGUGUCCACAUCAGAGGCUUAA
Molecule: messenger RNA, 771 nt
Organism: Sardina pilchardus (European sardine)
Lineage: Eukaryota; Metazoa; Chordata; Actinopteri; Clupeiformes; Clupeidae
Product: golgin subfamily A member 6-like protein 22
Exons: 4
Coding region: 1-771 (256 amino acids)
Source: RefSeq, a predicted model, not a curated record